This is a messenger RNA of Gadus chalcogrammus (walleye pollock), 3586 nucleotides long. RefSeq names its product gliomedin-like. The transcript is spliced from 24 exons. The coding region runs from base 129 to 2744 and encodes 871 amino acids. NCBI's taxonomy places the organism in Eukaryota, Metazoa, Chordata, Actinopteri, Gadiformes, Gadidae. The record is from RefSeq and is a predicted model, not a curated record. Gene Ontology annotation, cellular component: cell surface. Gene Ontology annotation, biological process: signal transduction.
AUCAUUGGCACGUCUCUCAGAUAUGAAACUGUUUGUGCGGGGUUGUGAUUUGUGCCCGCCCUUGUUGGACCACGCCUCAGAGUACCGCGAGCUGCUCAGCCAGCCAGGGAGGAACAACCAAAACAAGCAUGAAGGACAGGCAGUACGGGGUGCUGCCGUGGGCUCUGCGGGGGCUGCUGCUAGGCAUGGCGGCACUGCUGCUCCUUGGGUCCGGGGGGCUGGUGUGCCUGCUGCUUGGGCACAGGGACCUAACACAGCACGUGGCCCGGCUGGAGGCACGGCUGGAGGCCAUGGAGGGCGGACCCCGACACACGGAUCCCCCGGAGCCGCUGCAUCACAGCAGGAGGCGGCGGGGGGCCGAGGCCUCUGGAGGAGACCACCAGGAUGCUCUGAUGAUGAUGACAUACUCCAGGGUGCCGCUCAAACUCUUCUUGGAUCUUUGUAACAGCUCCAGAGGGAUUUGUUUGACAGGCCCCCCUGGACAACCAGGUGAGCGUGGGAAAGACGGUUUGAAAGGACGGGAUGGCAUGCCAGGAUUGGACGGCAAGCGGGGAAAAAGAGGUUCACCUGGGGAAAAGGGAGAACAAGGACCUAAAGGAGAUACUGGUUCAACAGGUCCUCCUUGUCUGUGGGGUGCAGAAGGUCCUGGAGCCCCUCCCAGUGAGGUCGGGCCCCUACAGACGAUACAGAACACAACCAUGGGGGCCCGUUCCAAUCAGGGGAAUGUGUCUGUGGGUCAGUUGGUCAAAUGGGUUCUUAUUCAGUUGGCAACAGACUCAUCUAGUACACCCAGGCCCCAGGAGGAACUCAAGGUCAUGGAGCAUGAUCAAACAUCUUUUGAUUCAGAGGGUCGCAACCACACUGUUGCUAAAACAGAUGCAGAUUACGGUAGAAAACAUGUCAUCAAAACAGAACUACCACCAAUAUAUGCUGACCAAGGAAACAACAGCUCUGAUUGGUCUUUCACCAGGUCUUACAGUGUUACAGCCUCCCCUGCUGCCAGCCCAGGUCAACCAAGCAUCUUGAACAGGGAUGAGGGACAACCAACCAGCACAACUUUGGAAUACGAACUACCACCAAUGUAUGCUGACCAAGGAAAAGAGAGCUCUGAUGGGUCUUUCACCAGGUCUUACAUUGUAACAGCCUCCCCUGCUGCCAGCCCAGGUCAACCAAGCAUCUUGAACAGGGCUGAGGGACAACCAACCACCACGACCUUGGAAUAUGAACUACCACCAAUGUAUGCUGACCAAGGAAAAGACAGCUCUGAUGGGUCUUUCACCAGGUCUUACAUUGUAACAGCCUCCCCUGCUGCCAGCCCAGGUCAACCAAUCAUCUUGAACAGGGCUGAGGGACAACCAACCACCACGACCUUGGAAUACGAACAAACCGAUUUAAAUCGAAGCAAUGAGAAGUUGCAUCUUGAUGCUGCAGGCCCUAGUAACAUAACAGAACUACCACCAAUGUAUGCUGACCAAGGAAAAGACAGCUCUGAUGGGUCUUUCACCAGGUCUUACAUUGUAACAGCCUCCCCUGCUGCCAGCCCAGGUCAACCAAUCAUCUUGAACAGGGCUGAGGGACAACCAACCACCACGACCUUGGAAUACGAACAAACCGAUUUAAAUCGAAGCAAUGCGAAGUUGGAUCUUGAUGCUGCAGGCCCUAGUAAAAUAACAGAUUCCUCCACUACAACCCCAGGUCACCAGAAAACACUAAAGAGUGCAGAGAAGGAGGAACACAGAGCCAUCCUCAUGGAACACGGCGGGACGGGGGAUUUGGAAGCCUCUUCUUCUUCAACCCUCGCACCACGCAGUAGGCUGAGCAGUGCUGAGGAGGAGGAAAACACACCCAUGGAACCCGUCCAUUUGCCGGGCAACAACAACUUGACUGGAACGGAGAAAGAAAUUACAGAUAAAACAUCUGCUUCAUCCUUACCUGGUCUGCACCAGACCAACGACUCGUCUAAAGAAGCUGGCAAAGGGACGUUUGAAAGAACUGAGAACGUUCUCAGAACCAUAACGUGUUUUGAGAAUGUCACCCAGAUGCAGAGCACGUUCGGAGCUUGGGUGGCAGACGCAGCCCCUCUGCGUGAAGAGCGCUACUGGCUGCUGGACCACUUCUCAGGUCGAAUUAUAUUGGAGUAUCCGAACCUUUUAUCCUACCUUAAGAGUGGUGGAAGGAACACACUCCUAGACAAGUUCUACCAGGGCUGUGGGAGUGUGGUCUACAACGGCUUUCUGUACUUCCAUAAUGCAGGCACAAACAAACUGCUCAAAUUCAACUUGGAGACCAAGACGACAAGCUUUCUUGUUAUUGAAAACACAAGGCAUCGCCACCGCUCAUAUCUGUUCGAAAACUCAAAGACAUAUUAUAAGUUUGCGGUGGAUGAAAGCGGUCUGUGGGUUAUGGCUGCAUCAGCCACUGAUGAGACUUUAGUAGUGGCCAAACUAAACCAUGAGAGCUUUUCUGUGACAUCCAUUAUUCACACCAGGUACCCUAAAUCCAAAGCGGGGAAUGGAUUUAUUGCAUAUGGGAUACUUUAUAUCACUGAUUCGAAAGACAAAAAGAUCACACAUGGCUUUGAUUUGGAAAGAGGAGUAUCUCUGGCUGUGAGCUAUGCUUUGAGGCAAGCGAACGGCAUCCUGGCCAUGCUGUCCUACUACCCUCACAAACAAGUGCUGUACAUGUGGGACAACAGCAGUCUGAAGACGUGCAAGGUUCACUUUGCAGUUCUGAAGAAGGAAUAGCAAGUCCUGUUGUCCACCUGUAGUUCACCUGUAAUCCUCUAGUCCACCUGUAGUCCACCUGUAGUUCUCUAGUCCACCUGUAGUCCUGUAGUCCACCUUUAGUCCUGUAGCCCACCUGUAGUACUGUAGGCCAUCUGUAAUCCACCUGUAGUCCUCUAGUCCACCUGUAAUCCACCUGUAGUCCUCUAGUCCACCUGUAAUCCACCUGUAGUCCUGUAGUCCAAAACAUGUUGAAAGCAAACAUGAUGAAUGUCAUUUUAGUCACGUCAUUCAAUAUGUUAUGAAUUGAAUGUUGCUAUUGUAGGUGUAGAAUAAGUACAGUUAUAUUUCCUGUACCGCGGGUCUCCCAGCGAGACAAACACACAGACACACACACACACACACACACACCUACACACACAAACACACGCGCACACACACACACACACGCACACACACACACACACACGGUCAGCCUUCGAAGAGUCCUCAGUGGUGUUUCCAAUAGCCUUCAUUCUAAUAACUACAUUUUUAGAUGAGCUGAAGUUGGAUUGUAUACCAGUAGGCCCAAACUAAUAGAAAGUUAUGAACCAUAAGCAUCAGGUUAUGAACAUAGAGGAUUAAUUCAAGAAGUUUAAGGCCUCUUAUAAUUGUAAAAGACCUAUGUAUGUAAACCUACUCUCGUCACUGAAUCCUUUUUAUUCAGCAAUAUUUGUACCAACUUUUUAGAUAAUUAUUGGUAUAAUGAAUCUAUGUUUAUAUGGAUGUCUUAUUUCAAAUAUGUUAUAGCCUAAUUGCUGAAAUGGUAAGCUGUAUCAACGUGGAUGUAUAUUUCAUGUUUUCAAUAAAUUAUAUUAUUGCAU